AUGAAACUUAUAACCGACGGAGUCUGGUCUCUUUCAAGAACACAUUUAAGAAUACUUCGGACUGCAGAGCAAUGCAUGAAGUCACACGUGGUUAUUCCCUUUGAUGUGCUGAAGACCAGAUCACAAAUAAAAGGCAACUUCAUGGAGCAUGUGAUAGAUCUGUGCAAACUCAAGUUCCUUUCUUAUGUGGAGAAUGGAUACAAACUGACGUACUCUGGACAUGAUUGCCUUGCAAUUAACACACUGAGGUCACGCGGGCUUGAAGCAAUGGGAGAAAAGAUAGGGAUUGGAAAGGAGUCUGACAUUUAUCUCGGGGUGUACAAGGGAAAGGAUUCAAUAUUGAAGCUCCACAGGCUUGGGCGGAGCAGUUUUCGAAAUGUGAGGAGAAAUCGGGAAUACGCAGGGGAGAAGACAGAUUGGCUUGCAUUGUCAAGAACUUCUUGUAGAAGAGAAGUUGAGUACUUGGAAAAGUUCAAGGACAUGAAUGUUCCUGCAGUACUUGACCAUGACAGACAUGCUAUUGUGCAGGAGUUGCUGGAUUAUCUCCCCUUAUACAAGACAAGAGUGGAGAAUGUGAAGACGAUUUUUUAUCUUAUGAUAGACUUCAUUAAGGACCUAUGGAAAAGAGGAUAUGUGCACGGAGACUUCAAUGAAUUCAAUGUUCUGGUGAAAGACGACAUAAAGGUCAUAGACUUUCCUCAGUGCAUCCAGAGCAACGAUGAGAGAGCAGUAAGCUACCUGAGAAGAGACUUUGAAUGCGUCCUAACAUAUUUCAAAAAGAAAUACAGAUACGAGCCGGAGAAUGGAUGUUCUAAGUUUAUGAGGGAAUUGGGGAUAGAAGACUUCCUAGAUGAGCCUGAGACUUAUGGGACUGAUUCUGAGGAUUCAUCCCUCUAUUCGACUGAUGAAGUGGGUUCCCAAAAGGAGAUGGAGCUUCUAGAGACAAAAAUGGAGAAGACUUUCAUUUCUGAUACCCAGAGUGCAUAA
Molecule: messenger RNA, 987 nt
Organism: Encephalitozoon intestinalis ATCC 50506
Lineage: Eukaryota; Fungi; Microsporidia; Unikaryonidae
Product: RIO-like serine/threonine protein kinase
Exons: 1
Coding region: 1-987 (328 amino acids)
Biological process (GO): protein phosphorylation; maturation of SSU-rRNA
Cellular component (GO): cytosol; preribosome, small subunit precursor
Molecular function (GO): protein serine/threonine kinase activity; ATP binding
Source: RefSeq, a predicted model, not a curated record